Messenger RNA from Symbiodinium natans, 342 nucleotides. NCBI's taxonomy places the organism in Eukaryota, Dinophyceae, Suessiales, Symbiodiniaceae. The record is from the annotation of a GenBank genome assembly.
AUGUGCGCCCAACAGUGCAAGGUGCCUGCUGACCUCUUUUUCCUCGUGCGCGCCGGCCUUUGGCCUUUGGUGCUUGGUCGGUUCAUUGAGGUUGACCUCUGCAGCUUCAGCAUAUGGCUCCAGGUGCUGACGAGAGAUGGCUUUCCCUAUCCGUACAACGGGGCCAUUUCAGGGCUCUUCUCAGGGGCAGUGCUCAGCAUCGUGAAUCGCUGGGAUCGAGAUUCCACACUCUGGACCAUGGCCGGGAGCUCCGUGCUCAGCAUCUUGUCCCACUAUGCUACCGAAGGGCAGAGCAUGAAUGUCAAGGCUGAAGGCAAAAGAACGCCAGUGAGAAGUGAAUGA